Messenger RNA from Lytechinus variegatus (green sea urchin), 1935 nucleotides. RefSeq lists its product as uncharacterized. NCBI's taxonomy places the organism in Eukaryota, Metazoa, Echinodermata, Echinoidea, Temnopleuroida, Toxopneustidae. The transcript is spliced from 5 exons. The record is from RefSeq and is a predicted model, not a curated record. The coding region runs from base 276 to 1022 and encodes 248 amino acids.
UGUUUUAUUUUGGAGCAGACUAUACUACUGCCUUGAGUGGCUUUUGUCUUCAUGUAUAUAAAAGCGAUGGUAAAACUUUCGCUCAUCACAUGGACUUGGGCUACUACUGGAUCGAGUACCAUACAGAAAUCAGUUCAUUCAGCCAGACUUUGAACAAAAACUAGUUUCGAAGAGAUACUUCUAUCUUCGAUUUCUUGUCGCGAAUAUUACAUUUGCACGACCGUUUCAGGUCUUUGAUUUCUUCGACGGUUUUUAGCCUGAUAUAUUUUCAAAGGAUGGAUAUUCUUACGUACUCGGCUUUGGUUCUUUGCAUUGCACUGACUUACUUCAUGACUUCACAAGCCCAGCUAGAACUUCACUACGGCGUACAAGAACUCGAUGAAGUCGAAGGAGAAGAUUUAACAAUCGUCUGCGAGGCCGAUUUCCGGGAUACAGAUAGUAUACGAGAAAAGAUACAAUGGCUACGAGGAAACCCUGUCGAAAAAAUGGACAUCGUUGCCCAAAGGGAUCGACGAAUCUCGAUCAAUACAGAUAUUACAAGCAAUACAGGGGCUGAAGUGAGAGUGAGGUCAAAUCUCACGAUCUCUGGUCUGGUUCUAGGAGAUUCAAGCAACUAUACUUGUUGUAAGAGGGAUUCUUACAAUUGUAUAUCAUGGGAUACUCGAAAACAUAGGCAGCUACAAGUGGAAAUUCACCCAAAACCACAUGUUAAAGUUUCACAAGUUUCAGAUUUGGACUCAGCAUCUACCAAAUCCAGCCCACCGAUUUCCACAGUUGAAACGCUCCUCGCAUCUACUGUCUCUACAACUGUUUCCGAUGAAAUUUAUAUCCCAACGAACAUGACGAAACCUGAUAACGAAGCACUCCGUCAAAAUUCUCGAGCCGUCUACACUAUAGGUCUUCCAUGCGCCAUCGCGUUCAUCUUGAUGAUCGUUGUUAUCGCUAUCGCCCGAUAUCACUGGAGGAGGAAGCAUUUCAUGCAUGUGGAGACUCCCGUCGAGAGCUUCGAAGAAGCGGUCUAGUCAAAUCUGACUAACGACGAACUCACAAAGGUCUGAUGCACCAGAAAUAUCACAAUAUCAUCAUUGGUAUAAGAGUCGUUUUUUGUUUUGUAGUUUCUUUUGUGCUGGAUUUUUUUUUUGUAAUGGCCGGUACGCAAUGUGGGGAGAGUGUCACGAGAAUGGUUGCUCUCAGCCAAUUAGAUGCAAGGAUUUCAGUAGCUUAUAACAUGUUGGUUGGUGUAAAAUCACUGACCGCGAGACCUUCCCUGUUCUAUCAGAGAAUUUUAUGCUAAUUUAAUGAUGGGGAAUCGUGAUUAGAAAUUUAUGCAAAAAGUGAUAUUCUGUUGAUUGGUAUUUUUCUUACAACAAUCAAAAUGAAGUGGUUAUUAGUUUUAACGCAGAACUCAGUUAUACAUGCAAUUUUCUUUAAAGGUGCUAUUGCUUAAUUUGAUUAUUCUUAUACAACAAAAAUAUAAAGAAAAUCCCGAACAAGUACCCUCGUUUAAGAUCAUAUGCAAAAGGUGCAUGCUGGGCGAUGUUUACCAAUUCCAGGCACGUCCUCAUACCUGACUACAAUGCCUCUUUGGGAAUUUCUUUGUUCUUAAAAGACACACUCUUAAAACAAAUCAGUCAAAUUGACUAGACCAGUAGUCAGCUGGGAGCAACUGAUAUGAUAAUCACUGAUAUUCACAUUUCUGACAUAUAUUCUAGUCAGAAAUGACUCUGUUUUAGUAAGACAUGACUAGAAAAUAGUCAAAUAUGACUAGAAUAACAGUUGCACACAGCUGACCCUAUUAACUAGUCAUUUUUGACUGAUUUGUUUUUAGAGUGCAACUACCUCCUUCGAUGCCUCUCUGCUCCUUUGAUGAUACAUAUUUGAGGAUUGACAGGAGAUUUCUUUUUAAAAAUUAAUAUCUGACAUUAAGAUCACCAG